UGUUGACAGUCGAGUCCGGAAGUGUCGUGAACAGUCAGCCAGAUGGUAACCCGCCAUUCGGCCAAAUCUCAGGUUAACAGUAACAUUUUCGUUUUAAAGGGCAAAACAUGUCAAGCACUAAUCCGAUCGUGAAUGAUACAGAGGUACAACAUCGCAAUGAUUUAUGCGGGACGAUAAACCGAAGCGCAUGUCGUUGUCAGCCUGCUGGAAACAGGGAACUGAAUGAGCUCAGGGUAAGGGAAAGACCACACCGCACCUCCAGAGCAGAGCCACAGACACCAGAAGCACCUGAGACAGAGGCUCCAUUGGUGGAUGACUGCGAGAGGCUCGGCACUUUUUUCGGAGAGCUGAAUAAGUGUCUGAGGGGUCUUGGCUUCAUCCAGCUUUACUUUGGAGAAAAAAUUGUGGAGCCUGUGAUCGUGCUGGUUUUCUGGUUGUUACUCUGGUUUCUGGGUAUUCAAGCUCUUGGUCUCGUGGGAACUCUAUGCAUUGUUAUCAUAUAUAUCCAGAAAUGAAUGAAUGGACCUGUAUUUGCUUAUCGAGCUGGAGACAGUGCCAAUGGAAAAGAGGAGAGACUCCUUUAAAAAAAGUGCUUGAAGAAUGUCAUUUGAAUGCAUUACCAAUAUACACAGGCCUCGGUGUUUUGCUUACCUUAUUGUGGGUAUGCAAUGAGAGAAAAUGGUUUAAAUUAUUAAGAGGAUUUACUAUAAAUAAUUAAUUGAUUUUUCCAAUCUGUGCCUAGUGUGCAGUAUAUAUAUGAAAGGUAUAUCUGAUAAGCAUGCUUCCCCCAAGUAUUUUCAUUGAGGCAACAUGUAUAUGUAUUGAUAUGGUGACUAUUUGAAAGUAAAUGCCUUUUGAAGUAUUAAGAAUAUCAGUCCAACCAGUUGUACAGAAAUCAAUAGUACAAUUGUUGAAUGUAUUACUCCCAUUUGCCCAGGUAUCAGCUGUGCUUUUUCACACUGUUCUUGUUCCAUGACUAGAGUGCAAACUUCCUCAUUCUCAGCUUAAAAUGUCUUGGGGAAACAUACCAGGAAAUAUUAGAUCUUCUGUAUUUAAACUUGAAUGUGUUAAUACUACUGCAUGUGAAUAAUCUGGGGCUGUUGGGAUAUAUUUGGGUUUUGUAAAUGGGUCAAUGACAAAAGAAGUAUUUAAAAAUGGAUGUAAUGCAUAUUUUUUGAGUCAGGAACAAUUUGUUUAUUGACAUUUUAAAUAAAACAUUUAUAGUUUAAGGACUAUAAAUGUAAAAACGUUAAUCGACAAACUUAGCUAAAAUCUAUUUGCUUAUUAAAAUUAUUAUUAUUUUUUUAAAGGGAAUUGCACCCUUUGACCUUCUGGUUGCACCACCUGACCUCUGCAAUGAAUUUACAUUUAACAGACUUCGACUUGGAUGCUGGUAUAAGCUUUUGCCUGUGAUAUCAAAUUCAGAACAAAUAUAAUUUUUAAAUAGAAUUAAAAUGCCCCUGGACUCAAAAAUAUGCAUCUCAUGUCAUUGACCCAAAUGCCUCUGGCAGUAUCUAGUUAAACAAAGAUAUUGCCAAAACAAAAUCCUCCAAUAGUCUGAGCACAGACAUUUCUACUUAGACUCCAGAUGUAUUAAAAGGAUACUUCACCCAAAAAUAAUAAAUUCUGUCAUAAUUCAUGCACCAUCAUGCUGCUCAAAGCUUGAAUGAUUUCGUCCUGUGGAACACAAGGAGAAAUUCUGAAUAAUAUUGAUACCGAUUUUUAUACAAUGAAAGUGAAUGGUGACUGUGGCUGUCACUAACAUUAUGUCUAUAAUAAUCUCCAUAUGUGUUCUACUGAAGAAAACAAAUCUAUAGAACAGCAUGAGGGUGCGUAAAUGUUGAAAAUAUUUUUAUUUUUGGGUAUGAAUCACUUUAAAAAUCUUACCUCUGAUCAUGAUAAAGUAUAUGAGUUAUGCACUGUAUGUUUAGUAUUCAUUUGAUUAGAAAAGAGUUUAAUCUUAUAAGUUGAUUUACCUUUAAUUUCUGAAGUGUUCUUUUUAUAAAUAUCAUAUUGCAUUACCAGUAUCAAUGAAACUAUAGUGUCAUAAUCAGCAACAACUGUUAUAUUUAAAAAAUGAUAUCUUUCUAAACACGGUUAAUCUGUUAUUUAUAUCUGAAUAUUAUUGCAAGAUGACAUUACCACACAUUCAGAGGUUUAAAUCAUAUGUAUGUCAUUGUUUGUUUAUUAUUCGUGGUAAUGCUGUAAUACAAAACAUAAUUGCUAAUGCCACUUAAAAUUUAAUUUUCAUGAAUCAGGGACAUCUCUUUUGAAUAAUGCCUUGUGACAUCAUUUACAGUACAUAUCAUUUAUCCUGUAUUUGGUGACGGGUCUGGGAAGAAAGAUUUGAUGUAUAAUUUAUUUUGAAACAGUUUGUGGAUAUUUUAAAUCAUUUUGCAAUGAAUUUUCAAAAGGAGUUAUUAUAAUAAAAAAGUUUUGAAUAA
This is a messenger RNA of Paramisgurnus dabryanus, 2444 nucleotides long. It is a transcript of the gene fam241a, whose product is annotated as family with sequence similarity 241 member A. Gene Ontology annotation, cellular component: intracellular membrane-bounded organelle. The record is from RefSeq and is a predicted model, not a curated record. Lineage: Eukaryota; Metazoa; Chordata; Actinopteri; Cypriniformes; Cobitidae.